AUGGACAACCCCCAACAUUAUCAACCCUUGUCGCAUGCAUUGAUCCAGCCGACCCCCGCGCAGCAGAUAUACCCAGCGAAUGGGUCGUAUCACAGAAGCAGUGUUGCGGCAACGGCGGGCCAUGUGGCGGGCACGCACCACCGCGAGGAGGAAGAGGAGGAUGACGACGAGGACGAGGGCAUGGUCGAAGACCACCUCCAGCAACGCGAUGACAAUCCCAGCCAUAAUUCCCCAAAACCCAAAGCAUCAGGUCAACCAUCGCGUGGGCAUGCGUCGUCGUCGCAACAACAACUAUCACAGCAAGAAACUGAGAAGCGUCGGCCAGGCCGUCCAAAAGGAUCCAAGAACCGCAAAAUCCGAUCAACUUCGGGACCAACUCCUACACAACCCGGCUCGUCCUCGACACAGGUGCAGACGCUAAGUGCGAACUCGUCGACGGCGACCGCACCGCCGCAACUACCGGAAGUCAAUGCACAGAAUCAGCAGUACUACGAGUUCCAGUGGAGAGUGCUGAACCUGUGCGCCGAGUUCUAUGGCGCCGCGGAGGAACUGGUGAAAGGAACGCCCCCACUCGUCGUAGCACAAUGCUACCAGAUGGGUCCCGGGAGCAAGGUCGAUCCCUUGGUUAUGCUCAAUGACGCGAAGCGCGUCUGCGAUACGCUGCUAGCUAACCCAUCGCGGCUAAUCUCAAGCCCGCCACCACCAAUGUACACUGUCAUCCCCACCCUUUAUCCGCCGCAGCCUAUGCCAACUAACGCCUCUGCUGGACCCUCUAGUACUCCCGCUACCAACGGUGCACCGCCAGCUACCUCCCCUCCCACUGUCAUCACCAACCCUCAAUCUUUUGUCGUGUCUCUCGGCGCACAAGGCGCGUACCCACAUUCUCCAUACGCGCCCAUAUAUGGCAGCCAAUAUGCCCCGUACUACCCGUACUCUUACCCACCGGGCACGGCGUAUUUUUCCGCCCCUCCACAGCAGCCUGUCGCACCAGGUAAUCCGGCCCCGACAACGAGCUCGCCUAUACAGGUGCAGCCCCAACCGCCAGCGCAAGCACCACAAACACCCGCGCAACCGCAACCGCAACCACCCCAGCAUCAGCCAUCUCAGCCACCUCAGCCUCAAUCGCAGCCACAGCAUCAACCGCAGCAGCAAUCGCAAUCGCAAUCACAGCAACCGAGCCAGUCUACGACACCUUCAGCAACGACCCCGACGAUGACGUCGACUACCCCUUCGGGCAUUUCGAACCCGACGAUGAUUACAGGCGUAGGUCCUGGCAUGCAGGGGUCGUGGUCCGACGAAGAAGUGGACAGACUGCGGAGACUUGCGGAGGAUAGCAAGAGUUACAAUAGCGCGGGGGAAAUUGACUGGGAUUGGCUUUGUCGCCAAUGGGGGCAUGGCCGAACACGACAUCAAAUACUCAUAAAAGCGACGAGUCUCGGCCUGAAAGAGAGCACAGGUCGGGGCGUCAAGCGUCGGCGGGAUACGGAAGCAGCGAUGGAAGUCUCGUCGUCGUCUAUACCCACAACGCCCCAUACGGCAAAUGCGAACAUUCCUAGCAACAUCCCCGGUCCCGAUAUCGCUGCUGCCUCGGCGUCGCCUGCCAUGAGUCACGCGACCACUACGCCUACCGCGUCUCCCGCCAUGCAAAAUCAACCUCGCCCAGUUGCUCCUCCAUCCAAGCUCCAUAACUCAUCCUCUCAUUCGAAGUACUCUGCGACGACGAGUCCGUCGCUGCCAUACCCCAUGCCGCACGUUGCCUCGAGCAACGCGCCGGUGAUCUCAACCGCACCCGGUGCGGUGGAUAGCCAGCAGAGGAUGAGCUACUAUCGGCAGCAGAGGACGGGCAGCGAGCCGAAGCAUUCUGCUCAGAGCGAGAUGCCGCCGUCAAAACAUCCGUUCAUGUACCAACCCCCUUCCGGCUCGUCGAGGAUGAAGGACAAGUAA
Molecule: messenger RNA, 1944 nt
Organism: Pleurotus ostreatus (oyster mushroom)
Lineage: Eukaryota; Fungi; Basidiomycota; Agaricomycetes; Agaricales; Pleurotaceae
Exons: 5
Coding region: 1-1944 (647 amino acids)
Source: RefSeq, a predicted model, not a curated record